AUGGCCAAUCAAGGAUUCUUAAAACAAAAAGCCGGUUUUGCCACUCUUGCAAUUCAUGCUGGACAAGACCCGGAAAAAUGGAACUCUGCAGCAGUUGUUCCACCUAUAGUAACAUCUACUACGUUUAAACAACCUGCACCAGCAGAACAUACGGGUUUUGAAUAUGGUAGAUCAGGAAACCCCACUAGAAAUACUUUAGAAGAAUGUCUGGCUGCACUUGAUGGAGGGAAACAUGCUUUAACUUUUGCUUCAGGUUUAGGAGCUACAACAACUGUAAUUUCAUUGCUAAGUAGUGGUGACCACAUUGUAUCUUGUGAUGAUGUGUAUGGGGGUACAAAUAGACUAUUCAGAAAAGUGUUGGAAAGACUGAAUGUUGAGACCACUUUUACUGAUUUUACAAAUCCUGAGGAUAUUAAAGAUGCCAUUAAAGAAAAUACAAAGAUGAUUUGGAUCGAAACACCUACAAACCCACUGCUUAAAAUCGUUGAUAUCGCGGCUAUUGUGGCAAUUGCAAAAAGUUGCGGAAACAUUUUGGUUGUUGUUGACAAUACAUUUUUGACGCCGUACCUACAAAGACCGUUGGAUUUCGGUGCUGACAUUGUGCUCUAUUCCUUGACAAAAUACAUGAAUGGGCAUUCAGAUGUUAUAAUGGGAGCUACUGUAGUUAAUGAUGAUACUUUGGAAGAGAAACUUCGGUUUUUGCAAAAUGCUAUGGGAGUAGUGCCAUCACCAAUAGACUGUUAUUUAGUCAAUAGAAGCUUAAAGACUUUAGCUCUACGUAUGGAACAACAUCUGAAGUCCUCGUACAUCAUAGCUAAAUGGCUUGAAAACCAUCCUAAGGUUACGGAAGUUUUACACCCCGGUUUGCUCUCUCAUCCACAGCAUGAAAUAGCAAAAAAGCAGAUGUCGGGACAUUCGGGCGUAUUUAGUUUUAAACACAGCGGCGGUUUAGAAGAGUCUAGAAAAUUUUUGAGCUCUCUUAAAGUUUUUAUUCUAGCCGAAAGUUUAGGCGGAUACGAAAGCUUAGCAGAGUUGCCAUCGGUGAUGACCCACGCAUCUGUACCUGAAAAGCAAAGAGCUGAACUUGGAAUCACAGAUUCACUGAUUAGAUUGUCGGUGGGGCUGGAAGAUACGGAGGAUCUGAUUGAAGAUUUGGAUCAAGCUUUUAAAACUGCAUUUUAA
Messenger RNA from Parnassius mnemosyne (clouded apollo), 1182 nucleotides. Lineage: Eukaryota; Metazoa; Arthropoda; Insecta; Lepidoptera; Papilionidae. The record is from the annotation of a GenBank genome assembly.